Molecule: messenger RNA, 725 nt
Organism: Andrographis paniculata
Lineage: Eukaryota; Viridiplantae; Streptophyta; Magnoliopsida; Lamiales; Acanthaceae
Product: 60S ribosomal protein L12-like
Exons: 1
Coding region: 70-570 (166 amino acids)
Biological process (GO): translation
Cellular component (GO): cytosolic large ribosomal subunit; ribosome
Molecular function (GO): large ribosomal subunit rRNA binding; structural constituent of ribosome
Source: RefSeq, a predicted model, not a curated record
CUUCUUUUAAAACCCUAAUCCACACUUCCUCUCUUGCUCUGAAACCCUAGCAGCAGCGAUACAGCAGCCAUGCCGCCGAAGUUCGAUCCCUCGCAGGUCGUCGAAGUUUAUGUCCGCGUCACCGGCGGAGAAGUUGGCGCCGCCAGUUCGCUCGCUCCGAAAAUCGGUCCUCUCGGUCUCUCCCCCAAAAAAAUUGGUGAAGAUAUCGCCAAGGAAACCGCCAAGGAUUGGAAGGGUCUCCGCGUCACCGUGAAGCUCACCGUCCAAAACCGUCAGGCCAAAGUCGCCGUCGUACCCUCCGCCGCCGCAUUGGUUAUUAAAGCACUCAAGGAGCCGGAGCGCGAUCGUAAGAAGACGAAGAACAUCAAGCACAGCGGCAAUAUCUCUCUGGAUGAUGUGAUCGAGAUCGCUAAGGUAAUGAGUCCUCGCUCCAUGGCGAAGGAUUUGUCUGGCACCGUCAAGGAGAUUCUCGGCACCUGUGUUUCUGUUGGAUGCACCGUCGAUGGAAAAGAUCCCAAGGACUUGCAGCAGGAGAUUACCGAUGGCGAUGUGGACAUUCCACAAGAUUGAGGUGAACUGUGAGCCGAAAAACAUUAAUCUUAAAUUUCGUAUACUUUGUUAUUUAUUCUUGCUUGAAUUUCGAGAACUUCUUAUCUAGUUCUGUUGCAUUAACACAUAAAGUUUGCUGAAGUUUUCAAUAUAUUUUGAAAGAGAUUCUUAGUUUA